GGGAAAGGGAGAGAGGCAGAAACGGAGAGAGAGCGAAGCAGCCAGGCAGAGAGGGAGCUGGCGGUCUGGUGGCCUUGCAUAACACGCGUUGGAGCAGCCUUGAACGCAGGACUUGGUGUGAGCUUCAGCAGUGGGGAACUUCCUCCACCGUCAGCCCGUUGCAGGGGCAGCGUUGCCUCCAAACACGAGAGUCCAGAGAGGGAGGCAGAGCUGGAGCAGCCACAGCACAGGCUGCAGUAGAGGAGAGUGGCACAAAGGAGAGAUUCAGGAAGAGGACUCCUCAGAAACACGUCUCCAACACACACACAUACACUGAGAGGCAGGAAGAAUCCUUGGACAUGCUCUGCAAGCAGUGGCUGUGGAGAGACUGAUUCUUGACGACAUCGUGGAGGAGGUGGAUCUGUCAGAGAUGAUUCCUCAUGAAGUCUAUGGAGCUCAUUUUGUGAGCUGGAGUGAUUCCAUCUUCUCUGGUCUGAGACCUGGAGCUGUCCACCAGUGAAAACAAAUAGAGCCACACAGAUCACAGAAAGGCUGCACAUAACCAUUGAGUGGAGCAGAGAGAAAGAGUUAGAAUUACUACCUGGGAAUAUUAAAACCACGCUGGCACAAUGAAAUCCAAUCAAGAGCGCAAUAAUGGAUGCCUGCCACCAAAGAAGCGUGAGAUCCUGGCUCUGGAGCAGAGGCCGGUGGUGGUGGCAGCCCCUCCAGCUGCGGUGAUGGCCGACAGUCCCCACACCGAGAACCUAGCUUGGCUGGCAAGUGUAGCCAGUGAACGCUGCAGGUCCCGGGACGCAGAGAGCCCGAGAUGUACGAUUUCCUCCACUUCCUCCUCUUCUCCUGCCACUUCUAUCUAUUCCUCGGCCGCUCCUCUGUCUGCAGUGCCCCUCACCUCUCUGCCGGCAGUUUACCCCACCGCCAUGCCCCAGCAGGCCGGGACUAUCCAGUUCGCUCAGCUGGGACCCAACGUUCAGUUCAUCAGCUCCGGACCCUACGCCGGCUACAUCUCCUCUCACAUCAUCUCAGCCAAUGCUAGCUCUGCACAUAACAGCUCUACCAUAGGACAGCGUUCCCAUCUCGAUGGUUACACCACUGCUCUCAUCUCCCCCAACAACAAAGGGGAGCAGCAGUUUCAAAUAGGCCUUUCUCCCACAGAACUGACUCCGGUGUCACUUCCGGGCUCUCCCCAGGUCACCAGCCAGUACAUUCAUCUGGACAGCAGAACACCUCUGACUGUCAGCGGAAACACGAUGUCUUCACAGACCGCCCACCUCCAGCUCCACCCUCACACAACCGUCCUCCCUCAAACGCUCACCCUGGCUCCCUCUCAGCUCUUGGUUCAGUAUGCAGAUGGUUCAAUUGGAAAGAGACCAGAGGGGCAUGUUAAGGGUUUACUGAACGGGGAACUAGAGGUUAUCAAACAGACUAAAACUCACAGUCAUCAUUUGAGCCAUCACCAAGUCCACAGCUAUGAGGCGAGACACAUCCUCCUGCCUGCAGACUACGGUCACAACCAUGGAGGACUCCAGACCUCCCUGGUUCUGGUGGCCCAGCCCAACCACGGAGCAGACCGUGACUGUGGCACAAAUAAGAUCUCCUUCGUCCAGACUGAGAAAGGAGGCAUCAUCUUGGGGAAACCAGUGUCCAGAUCUUCUUCCUUCACCUCCCUCUCUUCCUCAGAUUUGAUUAAGUCAGUUGCUCCUCACACAGUCAUCCAGACCACUCUUCCCCACGAGGAGAUGCCAGCCAAUCUCUACUCCUCCACACAGCCACCUAUCAUUGGCUAUAUCACCAGUGCAAAUCAGCAUGGUGUCAGCUACCAUGCGGCGCUGCCUCAGCACCUGGUCAUCCCGAGCGGCCAGUCCCUUCUCAUCCCAGUCAGCGGCACCAAUAACGGCACAGAAAUUGAGGUUAGUCGUACUGUUACUGCUACAGCCACCCCUCAGAUCUCCACUGCCAUGCCACAUGCCUAUCUGGCCACAGCUCUGUCCAAGUGUGAGGCUCUUGGGCCAGAUGGAAACCAACAACCCCCUGCCGUCGCUCCGGCACCGCCGAUGCCAGUCCUGCCCUCAAACCCGGCUCCCGUGGUGGUGUCAACGCCCUCCCCGACCCCUGCUCCCGUGCCCAGUCCCACCCAUGUUUCCAUCCAAGCCUCCCACUCCGUCUCCCCUCCUUCCUCCCCUGUGGCGCUUCCUCCAUUCUUCAUGCGAGGCUCCAUCAUCCAGCUGGCCGAUGGGGAGCUGAAGCGUGUGGAGGAUCUGAAAACGGAGGACUUCAUCCAGAGUGCUGAGAUAAGCAGUGAGCUGAAGAUUGACUCGAGCACUGUGGAGCGUAUUGACAACGGGCAGAGUCCUAAUGCUGUGGUCAUACAGUUCUCUGUGGGAGAGCUCAAAGCCCAGGUGUGUGUGGAGGUGCUGUUGGAGUAUCCCUUCUUUGUAUUUGGCCAGGGCUGGUCCUCCUGCUGCCCAGACCGGACCACCCAGCUGUUUGAGCUGUCGUGCGCUAAACUGUGUGUGGGCGACGUGUGCGUGUCGCUGACCCUCCGCGGCCUGAGGACCACCUCACUAACGGAGGGCCAGGCUUUGGGCACCAAGCUGAAGACCGGGCCCCUCUCAGAGUCCUGUCACAAUGUGGAGGCCACUGUAAGAAACAGUAUGAGUCCAAACGCAGCGGGCAGAAACAGUGGCCUCCUCAUGAAGGCUUCCAGUGCAGACAGGCUGGAGAGGGAGCAGGGACCAGGACCAGGGGAGGGGGUCUACGGAGCGGGACCAAUGCUGGCAGUCUCUGGGAAUGGAGAAGAGAGACAGGAAUCAGUGAAAACAGACACGCCUGCUCUAACCAAAACACAAUGUGGUGAGCAAGAGAGACCCACAUCCCGCAAGAGACGCUGGUCAGCUCCAGAGCGAGACCAGACUGAGAGAGCCGAGGAGGAGCCCCCUCUGACUCUGCCCAAACCCUCCUUCAUCCCUCACGAGUUUAAAAUCAGCAUAGAGGGACACUCCAGUACUGGCAUUGAGAGGCGCUUGAGCAAAAGAAUAGACUGCUGAGAGAAUUGAAGGGAUUUUAACGCUUUGUUUUGAUCCCCUGUCUAUCCAGAGGACUGUAAUAUAGGCUGAGUUUACACACUAUGUAAAUGUUUUUCUUUUUCUUUACACAAAUCUGAUAUCUACUUUGAAGCACAGUAGAGCAACUUCAUAAGUGGUAUCACACACGAGAUCAGUGCAAUCAAUGCUGAAAGCAAAAAUGAAUGCAGUGUGAAUGUUGAGUAUGAAUGGACACAUAUCACAGGCUGCAUCUCCUUUGUCACGUAAACCUGUUGGAUGCAGACUGGUCAACCAUUCCUCUUAUCACAUGAACAAGCACAGACCCCGAUGUCAGCGUGUACAAAGUGGGUAGCCAUACUCUGACUCUCAUCCUGUUCGCUUCACUGUUCACUUGGUUUGUUGUGAAGUUUACGAGUGGUUUAGUCAUAGAGCGCAAUCAUUUUGGCUUUGAUAUCUGCUGCCUUGAGGUUUUUCUAUUUGAUUUUAGAACUAUUUUUUACAUUUUCGUAGCAUUGCAGAUGUGUGCGCUGGCAUAUCUGUCUUUGUGCCACUGGUUUUUAUUUGCGUCUGCCUUUGUGAGUGUGUUGGUGUGUUUUCUGUGCGGCUGUCAUACGGAGAACAGAAUAAGAAGUGUUUGUGAGGUUGUAGCUGUGAGCUCAGUCUUCAAUACAACCUGCACAGACUAAGACUGAAAAGGCCUGAAUGUAAAUCAAUUAAUUAUCAAUCCUUACUCCCCAAUCAAUUUACAAAAGGAUACCACUGCGCAGGUGAGAGCACUUACACACAAGCCCAAUUGUUCUGAUGAAGAUCCUCAGUCAAAUGUACUUUCAUAAAUUACAAGUAUUUAAUUCCUUUCAUUGACAGCAUCCACCCCUAACCCUGCUAUUUUCUGCAUUUUAAUUUGGUACAAAUAGAAAACCAAGGUCUAUCUAAAACCUACAAGUGAGUUUUUAGCCAAUUUAUGUUUGGACUCCUAUUGCAUAAUAAACAAUAGUUGGCUAACUUGGCUAAAUUAGUUUAGCAAAAGCGCAGCAAAAUAAACACUGACAUAAUAUUACCUUCCAGAAUUGGUACUUAUGAAGUCCAUACAACCAAAACAAAAAGUUGAAAGAGACUAAAUGGCUGUGUAGCAAUGAGAGAAACUGCAGUCUUUAUAUCAUUCGCAUAACCUAUACAUCAUAUUGAUAAAAGAAACUUUGAAUUCAAACACACCAUACAAAUAUAUAAACAGAAGGCAUGAUACUUACGUUACCUUCCAAUUCUAUUGAUCUAUCCUUUAGCUUUCUUUACAGAAACUAUGGCCUUAGAUAUAUUUACUUAGUUCACAGCAGCUCAUGUUCUUUGGGUUCUACCAUUGAAACCUAAUUUCCUCAAUGAUGGUAAUUUUUACUUAAGUUCAUACCUGUUAUUGGCUGUUUGAUUAAAACAGAUUUCUUUCUCUUAGUUCAGUGUUUGUGUUUCUUUCUUAGAGUAGAGCCAAAAUAAAUAUCCUACAGUUCAUACUCAGGAACAGUGUGUGUAUGUAUGUAUGUAUGUAUGUAUGUGUGUGUGUGUGUGCAUGUCCACAAACACAUGGUAUGUGUGUGUUCUGAGCAGCAGCACUUUGAUGAAGCAUCCAGCGGGAGUGUGGUGGUGUCCUUGAUCCUCAGCUGUUAGAUUGAAUGGAAAUAUUCAACUGACUGUUUCUCAUCUGUCCUACAGAUGUAUCAUUAAGAAAACACAUUAUAUACCAGGGCAGGGAAUGUAAACACACAUCGGGCAAACUAUCUGAACUUUAUUUUUGAUGACUGACAGAGCUACUAUACAGAGAACGACAGACAGAGUUGAUCAUGUACAGUAACGUGUAUCCUUCAGAGUGUACAGUGUGUGUGUGUAUAUAUAUUUUAACCCUUAUGUAGCCUAUGUACUGUAUGUGCCACAACGCCUCCUUCUUCAAUCAUUCCAUUAACUCAACAAUAUCAAAGUGGCCCUGCUAUGGUUUUUGUCAGUUCAGGUAUGGAUCUAAUGUUCAUGAAUGUGCUACAGAGAACAUCCACACACAUGUUUCCUCCUCAGAGUUGAAUUUGGCUUACGCACAACAUGCAGUGUGUGUGUGAAUAUGAACUGCAAUUUAUCACAAUAGCCAUUUACUUUGUAUAACUCCUGAAAGUUGUUUAUUGUAAACCGAGUAACCAGACUGUUCUCUUCUGUUUGUGUUUGACUGCUCAGGCUAAACACUGCCCAGUGACUGUUCUACAAAAAAGAUGUGGUCUUAUAUUCUUCACUGUUACAAAAUAGAGGUACUGUUUCAUGCGUUUGUCUUCCUAGCCAUUUCCUCUCUUGUUGUCUGUGUCUGUAUUUGUAUUUUCUUUAAGUAAUUGUAUUAUUUUUCAAAUGCAGACCUGAUACGACGCAGACACAACUGUGGCAUGUAGGAUUGAUGAUUAAAGAAGUAAAUUCA
Molecule: messenger RNA, 5481 nt
Organism: Trematomus bernacchii (emerald rockcod)
Lineage: Eukaryota; Metazoa; Chordata; Actinopteri; Perciformes; Nototheniidae
Product: ataxin-1-like
Exons: 3
Coding region: 609-3044 (811 amino acids)
Biological process (GO): negative regulation of transcription by RNA polymerase II; nervous system development
Cellular component (GO): nucleus
Molecular function (GO): RNA binding; protein binding
Source: RefSeq, a predicted model, not a curated record